GACAUUCCCGACGGGCUCUUCCUGGACUCGGACAUGUACAACGCCCUGUGCAAGACGCUGCAGAGGGAUUGCUUGGUCCUGCAGAGCUUCAAGAUCAUGGAUUACAGCCUGCUGGUGGCCAUCCACAACAUGGACCUGGCUCAGCGGGAGCAGGGCCUGGCCGACGGCGCGGCCCCGACUGACACGCGGCGCCCGGCGCCGCAGAAGGCCCUGUAUUCCACAGCCAUGGAAUCCAUCCAGGGAGAGGCCAGGAGAGGGGGAACCAUCGAGACUGACGACCAGAUGGGAGGAAUUCCAGCCCGGAAUUCCCGGGGGGAGAGGCUGCUGCUCUACAUCGGCAUCAUCGACGUGUUACAGUCCUACAGGUUUGUGAAGAAGUUGGAGCACUCCUGGAAGGCCCUCGUGCACGAUGGGGACACGGUGUCUGUGCACAGGCCCAGCUUUUACGCCGAGAGGUUCCAGCGCUUCAUGUGCAACACGGUCUUCAAGAAAAUCCCACGUGAGCCUUUGGAAUUUCCUUCUUUCUCCCU
Messenger RNA from Neopelma chrysocephalum (saffron-crested tyrant-manakin), 530 nucleotides. RefSeq names its product phosphatidylinositol 4-phosphate 5-kinase type-1 alpha-like. NCBI's taxonomy places the organism in Eukaryota, Metazoa, Chordata, Aves, Passeriformes, Pipridae. The transcript has 5 exons. The record is from RefSeq and is a predicted model, not a curated record. The annotation marks the transcript as partial. Gene Ontology annotation, biological process: phosphatidylinositol metabolic process. Gene Ontology annotation, molecular function: phosphatidylinositol kinase activity.